UUUGGCUCAGCUAGCGUUGAAAGCAAGCUAGCUACGUGCAUGUCGUUGUUGUUGUAUGUAAACCUGUCUUCCGGAAAAUCUGCUUUAAGUAUGAUUAAUUUGCUUAUCUACACUACCUGUUUGUGUACAAGCUUGAAAUGACCGGAGGUCCAUUUGACUGCCCGGGUUAGCCUGCUUGGUGUCCAGCAGAGGGGCGUAAUAGAAAAAGAGGCUCGCUGCCGCCCUCGUAGUCUUGACAACAGCUUCCUCCUUGCUAGCUUGAGUUCCUCCCUUGUCUAUGGGGCAUUUUAGCGGUUAACUAGCUGAAAUACUAUAAGGUGGCGGAUACACGUCAAUUUGUAAUCAGCGGAGCGAACCAAGACACGGAAAUCUAGCUGUUCAUGUUUCGCCAAGAAGUCAGUGUGACGUCUUUCAUUCCGUCUUGUUCGUAUCUUUUCCAACAAGAGAAAAGGAAUAUGUCCCGAUAUAACAUAUACAGCCUGCUGGACUGGAUUUACGGCGGUGUGGACCCCAAGUUCGAGGGCAACGGGGGCCCCGAGUGUGCAGCCUUUAUCGCUCCCCAGCAACGAGUUAUUGAGACUCUCAUCAUCCUCCUCGUGUUUGUGAUGGAGAUCGGCGCUACGCUGAAGAAAAUCAACAUCUCCAAAGAGUUCCGAGUGGUCGGAAGAGACUGUACAAAGACCAAGGAGGACAGUCUGAGCAAAAACCUGCUGCUGGUUUCCCUCUGCAUGACUUUUGGGGUAGAGGUUGGGUUCAAGUUCGCAACAAAGACUGUGAUUUAUCUGCUGAAUCCCUGUCAUGUGGUGACCAUGAUUCAGAUCUUUCUGCUGGCCUGUCCACCUUGUAAAACAGCUAUGGUCAUAUUUAGGCUGCACGUCCACAUGUUAAAUGGAGCUUUACUGGCUUUAAUGUUCCCCGUCGUCAAUACCAGACUGCUGCCGUUCGAGAAGGAGAUCUACUACAUCCAGCACUCCAUGAUGUACUUGGUGCCUCUUUACCUUUUCAGAAAAGGAGGUGUGUACCGGCCGGAGCCCCUAGGGGACAUGUGGUGGGCCCUCCUCUCCACAGGCAUCCUGUUCCUCUAUCACUUCGGCUUCCUGCAGAUCCUUGGCCUGGCGACUGAGGUCAACUUGAACAACAUGCUGUGUCCGGCCGUGUCCGACCCCUUCUACGGGCCCUGGUACCGAGUGUGGGCCACGGGCCACCAGACUCUGCUGACCCUGAUCCACGGAAAGCUCCUCACCCUCCUGUCACAUCACACCGGCUCUGUCUGUAGAUACGUGCUGGACACACUCCGACUGCGCAGCAAGAAGGUGGACUAGAAGUCCACGCAGUCUCUCCCUCUUAAUGAGAUUUUCUUUUUAAACCAACAUUUUUAACGGAUCUUUUAAGACUUACUUUCUGCUCUGUUGCAACAAGGGAAGGUUGCAGGCCAGUGAAAUCAGCGUGUCAGUCAUUGUUUUGUACGUGGCUUGUAUACAUACUCGCAUGCACAGCUGUAAUGUGCAUUUUAAAGUUGUUACUGUGGAGCGGAGCAGGUUUUACAAAAAUACUCUGUCCAGACUCGGGUAAAUGACUUCCAGAAAAGGUUAUCUUGCUGCUUUUUUUCUGUAAGCUUUCGGGGACACAAACCAGAACCGCCUGACUCCUCUGCAGUCGUUACUUUCAGUUUUUAAACCCGCUAUUUACUAGUACUUAUUUUAUUUUGGUAAAAGCUGCUGUUUUAGUCGUCUCAAGUGCGCUUUGAAGCAGAUUGCAAACGUAAAAGUUAUCGCUUGUUCAUAGUGUGAGAACGUGUGUGUGUUCUCCGUGUCGUCACAGCUGAAGAAGCCAAAAAAAAUAAUUCACAUACAUGUCGACUUUUAAAAGUGUUUUAUAAGUGGCUUCUUUUGUCUUUGUGUCUCCAGCCUGUUCAAAUGCCUUCCAGUUCUGAUAAUCAGGGGACACAAGACUCCAUAAAUGCUGUAAGUCAAGGUGAUGAGUACAGGAUCUAACCUGGACGGUGUGUUCCCCUCCUCUGAGGAGGUUGUUUUUGUUUGAAUUGUUUUAUUGUAUUUGACUAUAUUUAUCAGUGUCUAUCGUUAUGCACAUUAAGAUACACACAGCUUUCCACCAUCAGAAGAAUGUUUAUAAAAAUGUGUAUCUGAGCUGGUAUUAUGUCAUCACGCUUGUUAAAGGUGUGUACGGUAAUCUGCAUGAAGCCGUUUAUAAUCCACCAUCAGCCAUAAUUGAAGUUGUCCCUCAUAGACCUACGUCAUUUCAGCUAUGAUGGUUUUAUAUAAAAGUAUAUAUAUAAUCGUUACGAUUUAGUGUCAAGAAAGGAGAAAAGGAAGUUUUGUACUCGUCAGUUCAAAUCUAUGUUCUGUGUCAACAAUAAAAGGGAUUAAAAUUG
Nothobranchius furzeri (turquoise killifish) is the source of this 2392-nucleotide messenger RNA. RefSeq names its product transmembrane protein 164. Lineage: Eukaryota; Metazoa; Chordata; Actinopteri; Cyprinodontiformes; Nothobranchiidae. The record is from RefSeq and is a predicted model, not a curated record.